This is a messenger RNA of Durusdinium trenchii, 2610 nucleotides long. Lineage: Eukaryota; Dinophyceae; Suessiales; Symbiodiniaceae. The record is from the annotation of a GenBank genome assembly.
AUGGAGCAGGAGGCAAGGGGGACGACGGCGGUGGCUGGAGACGAAAGGCGAGAGUGGACGGAAGCCGAAUGGGCUGAGUGGAAUAAGAAGUGGUACUGGGGGCAGAGCUGGAUGUCUGGCUCUCAAUGGUACGCUUCUGGGGAAGCAGGUCAGCGUGAUGGAGCAGCUGGGGCGGCUGCUUCGACCACGUUGCCGGCGUCUGGGGUUGAGCACUCAGACCCGUGGCACGCUCGCAAUGGCGACCCGUGGUCAAGAAGGACCUCGACGUCUGGAGCACCUCCGGCAGUCGAUCACGGUCGUCAAGGCGGUUGGUGGCAGUCAGGACACUACGCCAAGGGGGACUAUAGUGAUCCUCCGGCGUGGCCCGGAUGGAGCAACUAUAGGUUGUGGAGGAGGGCCAUUCUUCGGUGGAAUCACAACACCGACGUGAGCGUAUGGAGGAGAGCCGAGAAGGUUCUCAAGACGCUUGAAUGGGAUCUUCAGGCCAAGCUCGAUCAUGUUUCCGAGACCACCUUGGCCAGUCCGGCCUACAUCACUGAGAUCCUGGGGGUCCUGGAUGUGCUAGCAGGAGAAAGAGAGGAUUCUGAGAAGAGGAGAGCCGUUCGAGCAGCCUUGUUUGAAGGCAACAGACGAGGCGAUGAGAGCUUAGCGCAGUACGCGCUGCGUCGGGAGUCGCAGUUUGAAGUGGCCAGUCGAUACAUUGCCAUCCCGGAAGAGAUCAAGGGCAUCCUUUUGGAGGAACAGUCUGGCCUUUCGAAGCAGAGCGUGCAAAGUCUCAGGGUCCUCACCAAGGGGCAGCACUCUUACUCCGAGGUGAGAAAGGCACUUCAGGUACUUGACCUGGACGAGGAGAGCAUUGUGAAGCCAGGCAAGGUGAACUAUUUCGGCGACACCAUGGAGGAAGAGAUCAUGGACUCCGACCUGGACGAUGAGGAGGUCUUUGCGGCCCUCGAGUACCAGGAGGUUGAUGAAGAUGCAGCGAUUUCCCUCAUGGCUGAUCUACAGCAAGACCGACGGCGAACUUGGAAGGAAAACAAACUUUUGAAGGCUGCCCGUAGGAAAGACCGAAGACAUUUUGAUGACAAGAACUCACGGCCAUCUCGACCUCCGUAUCGCCGAAGGUUGUCCAUCGAGGAGCUCAAGAAGGUGACCCAUUGCAGCAAUUGCGGCAAGAAGGGACACUGGCGAGAAGACUGUCACGAGGCUUCAACCAAUGGUGACAAGACUCAUAAGGACAAGCGUCCCAAAAUGGCAGCUUUUGCCUACCUGGGAGUGUCCGAGCAGGGGAACGACUCCGUUUUCCUCGUCGCGAACUUUGGCAGCUACCAGACCAUGGAGCAGGACUGUUUCUUGGAACUUGGCCCGGGGCAGGCAAUUGUGGACCCGGGCGCUUCGCAAGACCUCAUCGGACAUCCCAGUUUUUUGAAGCUUCAGGAAAAGCUUCGUGAAGUUGGUCUGAAGACCAUCAAGCUGGAGGAGAAGCCAGCUAAGGCCUCCGGAGUGGGUGGCACUGCUAAGACGCUCUUCAUGGCCUUGGCACCAUGUAUCCUGGGGGGACAACCAGGAAUAGUGAAGUUGACCGUUGUGGAAGACAACAUUCCACAACUUUUGUCGAUAGGACUUUUGGAGCAUGGUCACGCCGUUAUCGAUACGCAGGCAGACCAGAUUUUCUUUAAGAAAUUUGACAAGGUGGCAAAGAUGACCAGAAUUCCAUCUGGCCACCGCAUUUUGAGCAUCGCAGACUGGGAUGGAAGCGAAUUCCCGGUUCCUCCGCAACUGACGGAGAAGUUUGGCCUCACGGUGAAGAAGUCGCGCAUUCGCUCGGAAGCGGACCGAGAACACCUGGAGAUGAGCUGGCAUCACUUUGCUCGAAAGCUGCUGAUCUUGAAUCGGGGCCCGGGAGCUUUGGAGACUCUCGGCAUGAAGACGCGCCCAGGGGACUUCACGACGUCGUCUCCGGGACCCUCCGAUCCGUCCGGGAUGAUGCCGUCCUCUCGGAAGAUGUUGGACAGCUGCAGUCAUCCCAAAGAGUUCGAGACUCGAGGCGCCAAUCAGCAUGGAACGUGGACAAGGUGCUCACUGUGCCAGAGCAAGACUGGCUACCAAAAGUACGGCAAGAACAACCCGCCUCCGGCGGCCAGAAAGGCCAAGAGCGUGGCAGUCGAGACCUAUGUCUCGGCACCAUCCACGCCAGCUCCGAGAACUCCUCUCCCGGUGACCUCAGGCCCCGUGCCCUCCAUCAUGCCGGAUCUCGAGACGGCGUUUCAGGGUCAGAAUCAGCAGCUGGCACACAACACGGCUGCCAUCAUGGCCCAGGUGAUGACACCGGUGGUGGAGGGCUUUCACCAAGCACUCCGAGUUCAGGCAGAGGAGGCCCAGCGGAUCCAAGAUCGACAAGAAGUGCAAAUGCAACAGCUCUUCUUGACUCAGCAGCGCAUCAUGCAGCAAACAGAUCCGACUCGUCAACCCGGAGCGGUCUUUCCGGCGUUGAGUCCGGAGGAGAUCCACCGGAUGAUGGCACAGUCAUUUGCCAUGGCACAGCGACAUCCUCUUCCAGAGGAGGACGAACUGGACAGCCUUCCGGGGGGGCCUCCGGACCACAUGGGCUAG